Molecule: messenger RNA, 944 nt
Organism: Cyprinus carpio (common carp)
Lineage: Eukaryota; Metazoa; Chordata; Actinopteri; Cypriniformes; Cyprinidae
Gene: crabp1b
Product: cellular retinoic acid binding protein 1b
Biological process (GO): fatty acid transport
Cellular component (GO): cytosol; nucleus
Molecular function (GO): fatty acid binding
Source: RefSeq, a predicted model, not a curated record
AAGGCGUAACACAGAGACCGAAAGAAAGAGAGGGUGACACUCUAGAAGAGACAGGGUGAGAAAGAGAAGAAACUGACAGCCUCUUAGAUCUAAAAAGUGGUUGAAGAUCUGUUUACUGGGUUUCUGAAUUUAAAGGCAAGUUUUUGAAAGCCAGAGUGAUACAAAGGAACAGGUCAAGAUGCCUAAUUUUGCUGGAACCUGGAAGAUGAAGAGCAGUGAAAAUUUUGAAGAACUCCUCAAAGCGCUCGGGGUGAACGCUAUGCUGAGGAAGGUGGCCUGUGCUGCAGCCUCUAAACCCCACGUGGAGAUCCGCCAGAACGGCGAACAGUUCUACAUCAAAACCUCCACCACUGUGAGGACCACAGAAAUUAACUUCCAGAUAGGACAAGAGUUCAACGAGGAGACCGUAGAUGGGCGCAAGUGCAAGAGCCUGGUCACAUGGGAGACAGAGAACAAGAUGACCUGUAGGCAAACCCUUCUGGAUGGUAACGGCCCUAAGACGUACUGGACACGAGAGCUGAGAGGGAACGAACUCAUUCUGACCUUUGGGGCCGAUGAUGUGGUGUGCACACGGAUUUAUGUACGGGAAUAAGCACUGGAUGGAGGGAUAUUCCAGCACUUGCAGCUUUGGAGGAAUAACAUUUUGUUUGUGAUUAACUUGCACUGUUGUGUGUUAGUUGAUACUUUCUGACUUUAUCACCAUUUAUGUUUAUUCAGUUUAAUCAUUAGAUUCAUUUUUAUAAUGUUUUUAGUCAGGCCUGGCUCUCAAGCUCUAAGAUGAUUUAAGGUGGCCUGGACAGUUAGUUAUAUUCAUGGUUAUAUCUGACAAACAUUCUUAGAACACUUGUAAUGGUUUACUGCAGCCAUGUCUAAUGAUCUUUAUUAACUUUUUUUUGUAGUCAUUGACUGUGCAUGGAAUAAUAAAGACAUAUAAUGGUUAAUGA